Parasteatoda tepidariorum (common house spider) is the source of this 3432-nucleotide messenger RNA. RefSeq names its product terminal nucleotidyltransferase 4B. Gene Ontology annotation, cellular component: TRAMP complex; nucleolus. NCBI's taxonomy places the organism in Eukaryota, Metazoa, Arthropoda, Arachnida, Araneae, Theridiidae. The record is from RefSeq and is a predicted model, not a curated record. Gene Ontology annotation, biological process: polyadenylation-dependent ncRNA catabolic process; RNA 3'-end processing. Gene Ontology annotation, molecular function: mRNA binding; poly(A) RNA polymerase activity.
UUUCACUGAAUGUGGUUCACGAAUGAUCAAAUGAUAUUGAGAAUUCGGAGGAAAAAAUUUUCCCACGAAAAAGGCACUAAUCAGGUUUUCCACUACCGCAACUGAAAUGGCCCUGCAUUUACGCUUUAGAAGGUACCUAAAACAAUUGAUCUACAUAAGCUAUAAGCGUAGCACGGAAGCAAACAGCAUGGCUGCAUAAUCGAGCAUGGAAUAAGAGUGGUCCUGAUUCCUGUGUAGUUUUUUAUUUAUAUGAAAAGAAAGACGCCGCAGCUUGCUAUAAAGAGAGUACGAUUUCAAAGAUACAGCGGUAAUAUAUUGAUGGAUCCAGCUGUUGGUUGGUUUCAACCUGAACAGAAAGGUCCGGCACUACGGUUGUGGUCUGAAAUUUGGAGUUGUCAUCAAAGUACUGUGAGUAGUUCAGAAGAUCGAAAAACUCUGUUAAGGAAAGAAAAUAAAGCUUGCACAUUUGCUUUAAAUCAAAACAUAGAAUUGACUCUACAAUGUGGUGGAACACCAUGGAAAACAGAAAAUAAAAUGUACAGUUAUGGCACACUAGGUUUACAUGAAGAAAUAGAAGAAUUUUAUCAGUAUAUAUCACCAAAUUUUGCUGAACACAAUGUUAGACUUGAAGUAGUAGAACGAAUAACAAACAUAAUUCUUUCUAUAUGGCCUCAUGCACAGGUCGAAGUGUAUGGAAGCUUUCGAACUGGUCUCUAUUUGCCAACUAGUGAUAUUGACUUAGUUGUGAUUGAGAAAAAGGACAUAUCAUUCAGAGCCCUAGAAAAAGCCCUAUUAGAGAACAAUAUUGCUAAGGCAAGCUCCAUCAAAGUUUUGGACAAAGCUUCUGUCCCUAUUGUUAAAUUGAUAGAUGCAAAAACUGACACUAAAAUAGAUAUUAGUUUUAAUAUGAACAGUGGUGUAAAAAGUGCUAAUCUAAUUAAGGAAUUUAUGCAAGCCUAUCCUGCUUUACCUAAGCUGGUUCUAGUUUUAAAGCAGUUUCUCUUAGAAAGAGAUCUAAAUGAAGUUUUUCUUGGUGGAAUUAGUUCUUACAGUCUUAUUCUGCUCACAAUAAGCUUUUUACAGCACAUGCGAAGUCAGAAUGAAACAAACCUUGGAAAACUUUUGAUUAUGUUCUUUGAGCUUUAUGGCCGUCAUUUCAACUAUCAAAGCACUGGUAUAAGUAUUAAGAAUGGUGGAACUUAUUUUAUAAAAGGAGAUUUUAACUCGAUGACUGAUGGAAAUAGGCCUUCCAUACUUUGUAUAGAAGAUCCUUUGCUACCAGGUAAUGAUAUAGGCAGAAGUUCUUAUGGAGCACUUAAUGUGAAACUGGCGUUUGAAUAUGCUUAUAAAAUACUUAGUGAAGCUGUCCGUCCAAGCAACUUUACUCCUGAUAACAAAAAAAGUAUUUUGGGGCGCAUUAUCCAAAUAACUGAUGAAGUAAUUGCUUACAGAAAUUGGAUUAGCAAAACAUUUCCUGUGAGUUCGAUUUCUAUUUUGCAAGAUUCUGAGUCGAACAUUUCAAACAAAUUGAAAGAUACCCCAACUUGGAAAUCCACACGAGAAAGUGAUUCUUCUUGUAUCUCCUCUGCUUCUAGUAUGGCAAGUGAUACUGAUUCAGAUGUUGAUAUAUUUGUAAAGAGUUCUGAAACUGUUACCUCUGACUUAGAAACUAUCAAGUGAAAACACUGAUUUGCAAAGAAAUCCUUAAUGUCUCUAAUUGAAUGGUGAAGACAUAAAAAUCUUUAAAAAGUGAUGAAAAAAAUCAGAAUUAAUAGUAGUGGAUAUUUUCUUGUUUUAGCUACUACUACAAUUUUACUUUUUAUCCUGUACAACAGAAUUUCAAAUGCAUUUUAUAUAUAUUUUAUAUUAUAAAUAUAUUGUGAUACAGUCCUUUGCAUAUUUACCAAUUACUAAAACUACUAGUAGCAAAGGUAUUGCAGUUCUUAUAUUCUUUUUUUUAUUGAAGAUUAUUAUCAAGGAAAUUUCACUUACAUUUUUUUUAAUUGACUCUAUGGACUAAGUACUUUUCUUAUGUAACGUUCAAGUACGUUAACAAGACAGAACAUCACUGAGAAAUUUCUAAGAAAUAUUUUUUUUCCUCUUAUCUUAUCGGUGUGCAUGUUUAAGAACAUUUUCUUGAAAUUGUUCUUAAUUUCUUGAAUUGUAUAAAUAAUGUUUAAGACAAGAAGGCUGUGACAAACUAGGCAAAAAAAAAUGUGUUUUUAAAUUAUAUAAAUGGUAUUGUUAUAAAGUUUUAGUGUCUAUUGCAUUGAGGCUCAGAUGGUUAUGAUAAGCCUUCUCAAAACACAGUCUUUCAACACAGUCUAAAUUUACUUAAUCUACCCCUUAAUUUUUGCUUCAAAAUAAUGAGUUUCACAUUUCUUGGAUGCAUAAGUCGAUCAAUGAAUUUAUAAAUGCUAAAAAAGAAUUUUUUAGCAAUUUAUAAAAUUUUGCUAAUAUUAUUUGUUUUUCUCUACCACCUUUAUUAUAAAAUUAAAUUUAAAACUUAACGAUGCUACUGCAGACGAAGUGUUUUAAAUUAAUGCAGAUAAUAUACUUUAGAUUUCUCACUACAAUGGUACUAACUUAAAAGAUGUACUAUAUGGUGUAGAAAGUUUUAUUUUUGUUAUAUUUAAGUUUUCAUUGUGUUAUUAUUAUAUUUUUUGUGUGUGUUUGUAUUUAUUAUAUGGAUCUGUGUUUAUUUAUAUUUUUAUUGCAUAGCUGCCAAUUCUUCUGGAUUUUUCCAGAUGAUUUUAUUUUUAUAUUUGAAGUGAUAGUAUGGCCUGUGUUUUUCUGUUUAAUUCUUGAAUUAAAGAAGUUAAUUUAUUUUAAUUAUUAAUUUAUUAUAUUAAUUUUAAUUACCGCAACAAAUGAAUGUAUUAAACAUGUAUAUAAAUGCAUGAUAGUAGCUUAAUGGUGUUCUUAGGCUCUGGUAAAAUAUGCCAAGAUUUUUGCCUACAAUUUAUUUUUUCAAUUUUAAUUUCUUUACCACUUGGUAAAACCAUGCUUGCUUGGAAGGAGCAAAAGUUGACAGGCAUGAUUCUUAAUCUGUCUUCACCUGUCUCAUAAAAAGAUUGGGAAAAAAAUCAUUUCCUGGCAUGUUGCCAGAGUUCAAAACGACCCCUACUAUUAUAGCAAUUUAGGGUCAAUAAAACAGACUAAUUUACUAAAAAGAACUAUGAGCAUUUUGUUUUACUAAAAUUCUUAAUAUGGUUUUAAACAUAGAAUAUUGUGAAUGUUUUUAUUUAUUUUUUAUAUAAAUGAAUUUAAUCCCAGUGUUGCUUACCUUAAAUUGUAACAUGUAUUACAAAAGAGGGGCAACUUUGUGAUACCAUUUUGUAACUCCUUUAUACAGAAUCAAUAAAUAAUGCAAUCUUGAUGCUUUUUGUAACCAAGGAAGUAUCUCCUUCUAAAUAAAAGUUUUAAUUUUAA